CAAGUUAGAGAAACAAAUUAGCAGUAUUUCUAUUCAAACCUCAACCAUUUUUGAAGUGAAAGAAGCCAUUUUCAUAUUGGUUGUCAGAAUAAUGGGACUCUCACUUUUUGUAUCUUUUAUUGGAAACAUACAAAGCAUUCUUCAAGGCCUUAAUCGGAGGAACACAAACAUGCUAACUAGAUACAAUGAAGUUGAACAAUGGUCAAGGCAUUGUCGCCUACCAAAAAAAUUAAGAAGGAGAAUACUAGAGGCUGAAAUUCAGAAUCGGAUUACAACAAGAGGAAUGAAGGAAGAAGAACUGAUGAAGAAUAUGCCAGAGGAUAUCCAGAGAGACCUAACAAGGCAUUGGUUUUUUUCUGUUAUUAAGAAGGUAACGAUCUGAUGUAAAAAUAUUAAAUAUCCUAUUAAGGGAGAUUUGUUAGUUUUAUGAAAUAGUUUCAAGUUAGUUUAAUAUAUUAUGAUUUAGAAUG
Molecule: messenger RNA, 470 nt
Organism: Arachis stenosperma
Lineage: Eukaryota; Viridiplantae; Streptophyta; Magnoliopsida; Fabales; Fabaceae
Product: probable cyclic nucleotide-gated ion channel 20, chloroplastic
Exons: 4
Coding region: 92-382 (96 amino acids)
Source: RefSeq, a predicted model, not a curated record